AUGUACAAACUUGUAGAGAUCAAUCCUAGCGACAAUCCACCUCCUUAUGUGCCAACUAGUUGCUCAAGCUGCGACGAUAACUACGCCCCUCUCUAUAUCCUUGCUAUCACUUUGUUUAUUGAUUUGGUUCUACCCCAAUUAUGGUGAUUAUCAACAGAAUUAGCCACCCUGCAGUCACUCAGAUCAAAACUAAGUCCCUAA
Blepharisma stoltei is the source of this 201-nucleotide messenger RNA. NCBI's taxonomy places the organism in Eukaryota, Ciliophora, Heterotrichea, Heterotrichida, Blepharismidae. The record is from the annotation of a GenBank genome assembly.